Molecule: messenger RNA, 789 nt
Organism: Macrosiphum euphorbiae (potato aphid)
Lineage: Eukaryota; Metazoa; Arthropoda; Insecta; Hemiptera; Aphididae
Source: the annotation of a GenBank genome assembly
AUGUUCUUAACACGUUCAGAAUACGAUAGAGGAGUAAACACAUUCUCUCCAGAAGGCAGACUAUUUCAGGUGGAAUAUGCUAUUGAAGCAAUUAAAUUGGGUUCCACGGCCAUUGGCAUUUGUACACCUGAAGGAGUAGUAUUAGGUGUAGAAAAACGAAUCACUUCACCACUAAUGAUAACUAGCAAGAUAGAAAAGAUCUUUGAAGUUGACAAGCACAUUGGUUGCGCAGUUAGUGGGCUGAUUGCAGACUCUCGUACAAUGGUUGAAAGGGCUAGAGCUGAGUCACAAAACCAUUGGUUUACAUACAACGAACAAAUGAGUGUUGAAUCUGUUGCACAAGCUGUAUCUAAUCUAGCCAUACAAUUCAGUGGAGAUUAUGAUAGCAAAGAACCAGCAAUGAGUCGUCCAUUUGGUGUUGCAAUUAUGUUUGCAGGUAUUGAUAAUAAUGGUCCACAACUAUUUCAUUUGGAUCCAUCGGGUACAUAUGUCCAGUAUAAUGCUAAAGCUAUCGGAUCAGGUAGUGAAGGUGCCCAACAAACAUUGCAAGAAAAAUAUCACAAAUCUAUGGGAUUAAAUGAAGCUAUUAAUGUUAUUCUCAACAUACUGAAACAAGUUAUGGAAGAUAAACUCAGUCCUACUAAUAUUGAGAUUGUUACUGUGACACCUGAUAAACUGUACCACAUGUUGGAUAAAGAUGAACUUCAAGAGGUGUUUGAUAAGCUUGUACCUUUCCCAGAGGAAACCAAGGCUAGUUCAUCAGCUGCUGUUUCUGGAACUGUCGCCUAA